Trichomonas vaginalis G3 is the source of this 657-nucleotide messenger RNA. Its product is annotated as protein kinase regulator protein. NCBI's taxonomy places the organism in Eukaryota, Parabasalia, Trichomonadida, Trichomonadidae. The record is from RefSeq and is a predicted model, not a curated record. Gene Ontology annotation, molecular function: protein kinase regulator activity. The transcript has a single exon. Gene Ontology annotation, cellular component: cytoplasm; protein kinase CK2 complex. The coding region runs from base 1 to 657 and encodes 218 amino acids.
AUGAAUUUACAGGAUAGUGAAAUAUCCUCCUGGAAGAAGGAGUUUUUAGACGAUCCGAAAAAUUCUUGGUUCUGCGAUGUCCCGGAUGAUUUUAUCAAAGAUAAAUUCAAUUUAUGGGGCUUAGAUACAAACCCACCUCCAAAUCUUAAAAAUAUUAUUUCCGGAAUAUCAAAAUCUGAUUACACACAUUACUUCACAAUAUGUACAAAUAUAAUUACUGGCCAGAAUAGCUUGGCAUCCGUUACUAAAUCUCUGCAAAAUAACGUUCUACGUGUUCUACCUUUCGUAUAUGGUAUGAUCCAUGCGAGAUUCGUUAUAACACCAGGUGGUAUAUCCCAAUUGUCGGAGAAGUUUUCCCGCCACACAUUUGGAGUUUGUCCUAGAAUUAACUGCGAAAGGGAGCCAUUACUACCAAUAGGCUCAUCAAGUACUCCUGGAGAAAGCAUGGUCAGUGGCUUUUGUCCUUGCUGCCGAAAAGUUUAUACACCUCGUCCAGUUAUUGAAAUAGAUGGCGCUUUCUUUGGGCCUAAUGCUGCUCACAUACUUGUUGACCACUUGAAAAUAUUGAAUUAUCAUAUGAAUUUCAGGCCAUUUGUACGCGAAGCGUGCGGCUUCAAGGUAUAUGAUGAGAAACAAUUCAAAGAGAAUAGACAAUAG